Messenger RNA from Rubroshorea leprosula, 1685 nucleotides. Lineage: Eukaryota; Viridiplantae; Streptophyta; Magnoliopsida; Malvales; Dipterocarpaceae. The record is from the annotation of a GenBank genome assembly.
AAUUAGGGUUUUUCUGUUCUUCUACUUCUUCUUCAUUUUCCGGCGACGCCAUAACCCACCGGAAUGGGGUUAGAUGGAGACGACGUGGAACGAAUCCUCCGUGAUCUCGAAACCUUGAAGGACACGAGGGCGCGGAUAGACAAUAAGAUUUCUGUCCUCGAAUCUAAGCUCCGGCAGAUUCAGCAGAAGCCAUGUCCCCAGCAAAACGGCUCCGUCUGCAGCGGUUCUUGUCCUGCAACGUCCGCUAUUGUGCCUGGCUCCUCCCACGGGUUAUCGGCCGAUAUGGUUUACCGUUACAGUCGCCACCUGCUGCUCCCUUCUUUUGGAGUUCAAGGACAGUCAAAGCUCUCGAAAUCUUCCAUCUUAGUUGUUGGAGCUGGAGGCUUGGGAGCACCAGCUUUGUUAUAUCUUGCAGCUUCUGGUGUUGGUUGCUUGGGUAUUGUUGAUCAUGAUGUUGUCGAGCUUAAUAAUAUGCACAGACAGGUCAUCCACACGGAAGCAUAUAUAGGCCAGCCAAAAGUGAAAUCUGCUGCUGCUGCUUGCCGAGCUAUGAACUCCACUAUUCAGAUUGUUGAAUACGAGGAAGCUUUGCGCACAUCUAAUGCUUUGGACAUCAUGAGCAAAUAUGACAUAGUCAUAGAUGCAACCGAUAAUGCCCCAAGUCGUUACAUGAUAAAUGAUUGCUGUGUGUUAUUGGGAAAGCCUCUAGUAUCAGGUGCUGCCCUAGGAUUGGAAGGGCAGCUAACAGUUUACAAUUACAAAGGAGGACUGUGCUAUCGAUGCCUGUUUCCAACUCCACCUCCUACAACAGCAUGUCAAAGAUGCUCUGAUAGUGGUGUCCUGGGAGUUGUUCCUGGAGUCAUUGGCUGUCUCCAAGCCCUGGAAGCCAUUAAAAUUGCAAGUUCUGUUGGUGAACCCCUUUCAGGUCGAAUGCUUCUAUUUGAUGCCCUAUCAGCACGAAUCCGUAUGGUUAAAAUUAGAGGUAGGUCAUUGCAAUGUGAAGUUUGUGGAGAAGGUGCAGCAUUCACCCAACAGCAUUUCAAAGAUUUUGAUUAUGAGAAGUUCACUCAAUCUCCACUAGCAACGACUCCCCUGAAGUUGAACCUGCUUUCAGCAGAGUCCAGAAUAAGCAGCAAAGAGUAUGAAGAUAAACUUGUUAGCGGUGAGGCGCACAUUCUGGUUGAUGUUCGGCCAGAUUAUCACUACAAGAUUGUGUCUAUCCCAGAAUCAUUAAAUAUUCCGCUUUCUAGCCUUGAGGCCAGGUUACCUGAAGUUUCAUCAGCAUUAAAAGAAGAGGAAGAGCGCAAAGGUAAGAAUUCUGGGACGGGUGCUAGCCUAUAUGUAAUAUGCAGGAGAGGUAAUGAUUCGCAGAGGGCUGUCCAGUACCUUCACAAGAUGGGUUUCACAACAGCUAAGGAUAUUGUUGGUGGUUUGGAGUCUUGGGCGCAUGAUGUCGAUCCCAACUUUCCCAUGUAUUAGAACAACAUUAACUACAACAUUUUGCCUUUCCAGUGCUCCUUUUUUCUUUCUCUUUUUGGGCCCAGCAAAUUUUUAUUAUAAUUAUUGUGGAAUUGAGAAGCUACAAACUAUUGUGUAAUAUGUACGUGUCAUUUGUAAUCUAUAAUUUAUGCAUUCUCAAUCAUUUGUGGUCAAUAAUUUUCUUGUAGUAAAAUUUUCUGAGUCAG